Molecule: messenger RNA, 1068 nt
Organism: Neodiprion virginianus
Lineage: Eukaryota; Metazoa; Arthropoda; Insecta; Hymenoptera; Diprionidae
Exons: 3
Coding region: 1-1068 (355 amino acids)
Biological process (GO): positive regulation of cytoplasmic translation; proteolysis
Cellular component (GO): cytoplasm
Molecular function (GO): zinc ion binding; mRNA binding; translation regulator activity
Source: RefSeq, a predicted model, not a curated record
AUGGACCGAAACGAGGAAGAUUUCAGUGUGGCAGAAGAUGUAGAAGAAAGUGUGAGGAGAAGUGCAAAGAGUGACACAGGCAGAGUAGAAACUUCUCGAAAACGAAAAAGAAAUCACCGAUCCCCGACGACAUCGGAAUCUGAACAUUCUGAUGAUUUGCUAAGAAGGAAGCACGGAAGACGUAGGCACAGAAAACGUCAGCACUUGGCGAAAGCAUUUAAAGACGAAGCGGCACAGUGGUUCACAGGUAUGGAUCCCUCAGGAAAAAGCUGGGUAGAAAUACGUUCUGAGUUUUUAAGUGCGUAUGCAAAAAAUAAGAACGUUGCGUCGGAGCUGCACACGAUUUGGAUGGAAGACGCAGAGUUUACACUUGAAAAUUUUAUGAAGAAAGGGAGAAAAUUAAAAGCGUGGCUCAACGAGAGAAAAACGGUGGACGAGACUGCAGCUCAAUUUACGGGAUUAUCCUAUUCGGCGCAAAAUAGAUUCGUUUGCAACAUCUUUGUGCGAGAAUCACCUAAAAGCCUACAAGAAGCGAUGGCGUACCUUGAUGGACGAACGACCGACUUCCAUCAACCGCGUGCAUCCUCCAGAGCCCCUGGUCCACAUACUAAGACUUUGGCGCCGCGAGAUGGUAAGUCGCACCGUUUUGACAUCGAGUGCUACAAUUGUGGAAGAAAAGGACAUCGGAAGGCCGAAUGUCGAUCAGCUCUGCAGACACAGCGUGGCAGUUACUCACGGGUCAUCAAGGAACUGGACGGUAGAGGUUUGGGGCCAAAGAAGCCGAUAACCUGCUACAACUGUAAGGAAGAGGGACACAUUGCCCCGAGUUUCCCUAAGAAGAACGAGAAGGUAGUGAGGCUUUGUAAUUCUACGUCCACUGAGAAUACUCUGAAGCUUGCUGACGGUAAGAUGUUGACGUUCAUCUUUGACUCUGGUUCGGACUGUUCUCUUGUAACAGAGAGUUUGGCGGAGAGGUUGCCUGGUAAAAGACAAGUCAUUUGUACGCGUUUGAGGGGCUUAGGAAAUGGUACCGGACGAAAGUUUGUCCACAAAAAUAAUUCUGGGUAA